Molecule: messenger RNA, 4544 nt
Organism: Arvicanthis niloticus (Nile rat)
Lineage: Eukaryota; Metazoa; Chordata; Mammalia; Rodentia; Muridae
Gene: Sik1
Product: salt inducible kinase 1
Biological process (GO): microtubule cytoskeleton organization; protein phosphorylation; intracellular signal transduction
Cellular component (GO): cytoplasm
Molecular function (GO): magnesium ion binding; tau-protein kinase activity; ATP binding
Source: RefSeq, a predicted model, not a curated record
GGCGUCCCGGGUCGGGCGCACGGAGGGCGGCGGAGGUGCGGCCCGAAGCCAUGGUGAUCAUGUCGGAGUUCAGCGCGGUCCCCUCAGGCACCAGCCAGGGCCAGCAGAAGCCCCUCCGGGUGGGCUUUUACGACGUGGAACGGACCCUGGGCAAAGGCAAUUUUGCAGUGGUUAAGCUGGCGCGGCACCGAGUCACCAAAACGCAGGUUGCAAUAAAAAUAAUUGACAAGACACGGUUAGAUUCUAGCAAUCUGGAGAAGAUUUACCGGGAGGUCCAGCUCAUGAAACUCCUGAACCACCCAAAUAUCAUCAAGCUUUACCAGGUUAUGGAGACAAAGGAUAUGCUUUACAUUGUCACAGAAUUUGCAAAAAAUGGAGAAAUGUUCGAUUAUCUGACUUCCAAUGGGCACUUGAGUGAGAACGAGGCCAGGAAGAAGUUCUGGCAGAUUCUGUCUGCCGUGGAGUACUGCCAUAAUCAUCACAUUGUCCACCGGGACCUCAAGACAGAGAACCUGCUGCUGGACAGUAACAUGGACAUCAAACUUGCAGAUUUUGGAUUCGGGAAUUUCUAUAAGCCAGGGGAGCCUCUGUCCACGUGGUGCGGGAGCCCCCCCUAUGCAGCUCCCGAAGUCUUUGAGGGGAAGGAGUAUGAAGGUCCCCAGCUGGAUAUCUGGAGCCUCGGCGUGGUGCUGUAUGUCCUGGUCUGUGGCUCCCUCCCUUUCGAUGGACCCAACCUGCCUACGCUGAGACAGAGGGUGUUGGAGGGUCGCUUCCGCAUCCCCUUUUUCAUGUCCCAAGACUGUGAGACACUGAUCAGACGUAUGCUGGUAGUGGACCCCGCCAAACGCAUCACCAUCGCCCAGAUCCGCCAACACCGAUGGAUGCAGGCUGACCCCACCCUCCUGCAGCAGGACGACCCCGCCUUCUCCAUGCAGGGCUACACCUCCAACCUGGGUGAUUACAACGAGCAGGUGCUGGGUAUCAUGCAGGCCCUCGGCAUCGACCGGCAGAGGACGAUAGAGUCUCUGCAGAACAGCAGCUACAACCACUUUGCUGCCAUUUACUACCUCCUGCUCGAGCGCCUCAAGGAGCAUCGAAGCACCCAGCCCUCGUCCCGGCCCACCCCUGCGCCUACCAGACAGCCCCCGCUCCGAAGCUCAGACCUCAGCAGUCUGGAGGUUCCUCAAGAAAUUCCCCCAUGUGACCCUUUCCGGCCCUCUCUGCUGUUCCCGCAGCCCCAGGCCUUGGCUCAGUCUGUCCUGCAGGCUGAGAUAGACUGUGAUCUCCACAGCUCACUUCAGCCCUUAUUUUUCCCCCUGGAUACCAACUGCAGUGGAGUGUUCCGGCACCGAUCCGUCUCCCCCAGCAGCCUGCUAGACACAGCUAUCAGCGAGGAGGCCAGGCAGGGUCCCGGUUUGGAGGAGGAGCAGGAGGUCCAGGAACCCCUGCCCGGCAGCACAGGCCGGAGGCACACACUGGCUGAAGUCUCCACCCAUUUCUCCCCGCUCAACCCUCCUUGCAUAAUUGUCUCCUCCUCUGCCACGGCGAGUCCCUCGGAAGGAACUAGCUCCGACAGCUGCCUCCCCUUCUCUGCUAGUGAAGGCCCCGCGGGGCUUGGUGGUGGCCUGGCCACCCCAGGGCUUCUGGGUACCAGCUCUCCAGUCAGAUUGGCCUCGCCCUUCCUGGGAUCCCAGUCAGCCACCCCUGUGCUCCAGACUCAGGCAGGUCUGGGCGCAGCUGUCUUACCUCCUGUCAGCUUCCAGGAGGGACGGAGAGCGUCAGAUACCUCUCUCACUCAAGGGCUGAAGGCCUUCCGGCAGCAGCUGAGAAAAAAUGCGAGGACCAAGGGGUUCCUGGGACUGAACAAGAUCAAAGGAUUGGCCCGCCAGGUGUGCCAGUCCUCCCUCCGAACUCCCCGGGGAGGGAUGAGUACCUUCCAUACCCCGGCCCCAAGCUCAGGCCUGCAAGGCUGUACAGCCAACAGUCGGGAGGGCCGGAACCUGCUUGAAGAGGUGCUGCACCAGCAGAGGCUGCUCCAGUUACAACACCACACAGCCACCUCAUCUGGCUGCCAGCAGGGCCCUCAGCUGUCCCCCGUCCCCUACGUGCUCACUCCCUGUGAUGGCCUCCUCAUGUCUGGAAUCCCACUGCUGCCUACGCCCCUCCUCCAGGCUGGCAUGUCCCCUGUGGCGUCUGCCGCGCAGCUCCUGGAUGCCCACUUGCACAUCAGUGCUGGCCCGGUGGCCCUCCCCACUGGGCCUCUGCCACAGUGCCUCAGCAGGCUGUCCCCAAGCUGCGAUCCCACUGGGCUGCCACAGGGGGACUGUGAGAUGGAGGACCUGACCUCUGGCCAGCGGGGGACAUUCGUCCUGGUACAGUGAGGGUGGCUCUGCCGCAUCCCCCUCCCCACUCCGCCGUGGCCGACUGACUCUUCCAAGCAAUAAUUACAGAGUAUGUGAAGAUGGUUUCUGGACUCAAACGCCAAGAACUCUCUAGACGUGAAACAAGCAAUAUGUUUGGUGUAUGGGCUUUUUAGGAUUUUUUUUUUAUUUUUUUGUUUUUGUUUUUGUUUUUUUUCCUUGCACUGAGUGACCUCAAUGAUAAGUAGGGACUGAAACUUUCUGAAGAAAAAUAAUAAUUGACAGUAUGUCAUGUGGGCGGGAUGAUGGGGGAGAAGGACAAUGAGAGGAGAGAGGCCCUCGAAGCUGGGGUGAAGGAGAAGAGGGGCCACGCUGCUCAGGGACCUACACUCCUGUUCACAGUCCCGUCCGUCACUGUAACGUGACAAGCUUGGACAUCCCUGGAGUGGGCAGCUCGUUCUGUGGCUCAUACCUGUGAGUCAGUUGGCAUUGUUUUGGGUUUGAGUUCAUGGCUCUCCACUUCUGAAGCGCUCGUGCUUCAGGCAGAAACCGUGAACUUGCUGCUUAAGGUGUGGGUUUCAGAAUAGCCAAGCAUCAGCCUAGGGGAAGGAAGACCUGGAGCGAAUUCUUGGAGUGCAUUCUCGGGAUCUCCCCGUCAGCCAGAGGACCGCCUUGUCGUGUCUCAGCUUGAGUUUCUGUAGCUGCUCAAGUCAGUUCGCCGGGCUUAUUCAGAGGACUGGAAAGGGGUAAGGACCGUGGUCACUUGGGCCAGAGCCCCUCACAGCGCAAGGAAGCCGAGAAGUUCCUUCCUGCCUCGUACCUCGACUCUGCUGCUAAUUAUCAGAUUUUUACGCAUUUCAUUAUCAGGGUCCCGCAAGAACACCUGACUUGGGGAAAAUGUGCAAUACCAAGAGGAUGUGACCAGAGGGACCCAGGAAGCCAGCGGGCAUCUUGGUUAUGACCACCUUGCCCUUGGUCUGGGACCUUUCCUGGUAAAAGCAUACCCCCUCCCCAGCCCCCCAGGCCUGGGCUCUGUCUGGCUUGCUUUCCAGGAAGAUCAUAAGUAUAGGUCAGUGUUUGAAAAGUUUCUUUUUAAAGCAAAUACUGUACAUGUAUAUAAAUAGGAGACAGACACUACUUAUUUUUUUCUAUUUUGUAUACACUUUUGUGUUCCUGGCUUAAAAACCUCCCUUGGUCACAUUAAGAAGUUGUCCCCAUGUUUAUGGUGAAAGGGCCGUAGGCUGCCCACCUCCAGCACAAGGUAGAGAUGUCAGGGAAGGAGUGGCCCCACCUGACAAGUUUACCUGGGCAGGUAAGGCCCAGGCAACAGCUGUGCCAUCCAAACACCUCUGGAAGGAACCAGGGAUGUCAACCCUUCCGACUCGUUCCACGUCAGGCAUCUGUCCCUCUGCCUCCCGGGUGACUUCCACCACCGCAGCUCACCACGGCAGUAUUAACCUGAGGUCGUUAAGGGAGAGGAAAGGAGACACUUUUCAAAAGCCAAAGAUUGACCGAGUUACCUGAGGCCAGGAAGAGGCAGCACUCAAACCUGAUGUCACAGCGUCGUCCUCCCUGUUGGCCCCAUGGCCCAUCCUAUACCGCUUACCCUCAAAACAGGCGAAGGACCUUUCUUCUGGGUCAGAACCGGUGCCCUCCAUAGAACAAACCAAAAAGUGUCCCUCCUGCCAACUCACCUGAUGUGUGGAUCAGGGAAGCACCCAGUAUCCUGAACAGCCAGCCCUCUUCUCCCACAGUUCCUGUCCGGAUACCACAGAUCAAAGGCCUGGGCACUGCUGUGUGUCAGAAGCGACAAGCACUUUACUUUCUGGCGGUUUUUGUGUCUUCUAGUCGCUGUCGACCCUCUGGGGGACAGAAAUGUCAUGGUUUUUAGUUUUUGGGUUUUUUUGUUUUUUUUUUUGUUUUUUGUUUUUUGUUUUUUUUUUUCGUGUGUGCUGUGUUUUUGUAGAUCCUCACGGCCCUGUACUGGACUGUAAUGGAAUCACCUAUUUAAAGACACUACGUGAUCUCAGAUGUAUAUAAUGGUUUUCUUUUUGGUUUUUUGUUGGUUUUUUUUUUUUUUUUACUAUGAUGGAAUUGUUUCAUUUCUCAUGUUAAUGUGGGACGUAUGCCAAAUGAUUAGUUGCUGUAUUUUUUUUAAUUUAAUAUUUAAAUAAAAUAUUUGGG